Schistosoma rodhaini is the source of this 2806-nucleotide messenger RNA. Lineage: Eukaryota; Metazoa; Platyhelminthes; Trematoda; Strigeidida; Schistosomatidae. The record is from the annotation of a GenBank genome assembly.
GGAAUGGUUAACGAUUUAACCUAAGCAGAUGGAUGUCCGGGAUGUCCUGUCGUUUGCGGUAGACUUUACUGCUUACAUUAUCUAUUUAUUCAGUCACCAAGCCCUCAGUUGAAGCGGUCUUUAAAACCUCCUCCCCCACCAUCUCUUCAACUUGAAAUAGAUGCAAAACGGCCCAAGGUUAGCGCUGAUCAUAUAUCCGCAUUUUCUGAUACUUCAUCCGAUGUUGGUGAUCUCGAAGGUAGUUUCUUUGUUCAUAACCUGAAGUUAGUAAAAAAAUUUAUUGUUAUUAUUAUAAGUAUGGCGAAUCCAGAAAGUACCUUGCUGCUUCAUCCGUUAGUAAAAAAAUAAAUAUAUGUAUAUGGUAUGUAUUUUAACAUUUUGAACACAUCACCAUGAAGCAUGAGAACGAACAUAAGCUGCUGCUCGCCUUUCAGACUUAACUUAAAUUUUGGUAGCACUAAAAAUGUGCCAUAAACACUUAUACUACCCGUCAACUGACUUGUGAUUUAAAUGUCUUGCAUAUCUUCGUAGGGUAAAAUGACGCAUUACGUAUAAAGUAAUAAGGUGUUUGUGCAAUCAAGCUUCAGCGAUUAAUCUUAUCUCAAGUGAUUUCAGCUUCACUGAUGGUUAACUUAAGGAGGAGCAGCAUCUUUAAUAACAAUUAUUUUACUCGUGGCAGAAAAUCACAGUGGUCGUUUUCUCGUUUUCUUAAUGUGUUAUCCCAUUAAAUGAAUUUCAACAUGGUGAUAAAUUUGGCGUAUUCUUGUCGGACAAACAAUGCGGUCGUAUCCAACAAACUGGAUUUAGAAGAACGGUUGUUAACCUACGGUUUUAAUCUGGUAUUAGUCCCACUUAGGAUGUGUCCAUAACAACCAGUAAUAAUUCCUAUUCUUACUGAUAUCUUAACAGUAGUAAAGAGUGCGAAGUAAUGUCAAAUGAACUUAUCUAUUGAGUUAUUUCUAUUCCAUGUUCAUUUACAAAAUAGUGUCUUUCUUAUGAGUAUUUCUUGUAUUUCUGUACUUCAGAUUUUUCACGUCCGUUCAAUGCACCGGAUUCGUGGGAUUCAGAAACAAGCAAUGGACCUACUACUGUUGGAGCAAAUGAAGUGACUGAGACUACUGUCCGUCGACUUACUGUACUUCUCGAAAAACGUGCUCUGAGCAACCAGGAAGCUCGAACUAAGUUCCCUGACCAACCUAAGCGUUUUAUGCAGUCAGAAUUGGAACUGCAAGAGACACUAGAGGAGAUGCAGGUGCUUGCAGCGAAUCCAGAAUUGUAUCCAAUCUUAGCGGAACAAACACGUCCCAUAUCACUAUUGUUAGGUUUAUUGGCUCAUGAAAAUACAGAUAUUAGUUUAUCUGUUAUUGAUCUGUUGCAUGAAUUACUUGAAUUUAGUUGUUUACAAGAAGCCGGAUUAGGCAAAGUUAAUCAAUUUUUAGAAGUUUUAUUUUCUGGACAAUUGAUACAAUCACUUAUACAGAAUAUUUCACGUUUAGAUGAGACAAAAAAGGAUGAAGCUGAUGGUGUACAUAAAACACUCGGAAUUAUUGAAAGUUUAUUAGAAAUUCGUCCAGAUAUGAAUGUAACAAUGGCAAAUCAAGGUUUAUUUGCAUGGCUUUUAAGACGUUUACAAAAACGUCCAGUAUUUGACAAAAAUAAAUUAUAUGUUAGUGAAUUAUUAUCAAUUUUAUUACAAAUGGAUGAAGCUAAUCGUCGUCAAUUAGGUGAAGUUGAUGGUAUUGAUAUCUUAUUACAACAAUUAUCUGUUUAUAAACGACAUGAUCCUGGAAGUCAAGAAGAAAUUGAAUUAAUGCUUAAUUUAUUCGAUUGUCUUUGUAGUUCACUUAUGUUACCUGAGAAUAAAGAUAGAUUUUUAAAAGGUGAAGGUAUACAACUAAUGAAUUUAAUGCUUCGUGAAAAACAUAUGUCUCGUGACAGUGCUCUGCGUGUUCUUGAUUAUACUUUAUGUCCUGUUUCACAAUUAAUGGAUCAAAAUACCAAUGAAUUGCCAUCACAUCAAAAGUCAACUAUCAAUACAGUGGAUCCUGAAGCUGUAGUUAUAGCUAAUUGUUCGAAGUUCAUUGAAAUUUUAGGUUUACGAACUAUUUUCCCAUUAUUUAUGCAUUGUCCACGUGAACAUGCACUUCGAUCAACUUCAUCUGGUUCAAAAACCAAGGUGAAAGUUAUUAGUGGUCCCACUUCAGCUGAAAUGGAAGAACAUGUGAUUAAUAUUAUUUCCGCUUUACUUCGUCAUUCACCUCCAGAAACUUUUAAACCUCGUGUUUUGGCUAAAUUUGUUGAGAAUGAUCAUGAAAAAGUGGAUCGACUCAUUGAAUUACAUUUGAAAUACUUAGAUAUUGUUAAAGCAACCAAUAGUAAAGUCGAAAUAAUGCGAAGGAACGAGAAAAAGUGGAUCGGUUAUACUCGGGAAGAAGUGGAAACAGAAUUAAUGCUCAAACGUUUAGAAGGUGGACUAUUACCACUACAAGUUUUGGACGUUAUAAUUCUUGAUGUUUGUGUAAACGGUGCACCAACGAUUUUGGAACGUGUACUUCAUCUAUUGAAAAUGCGAUCCAUUUCAGUGAAUUCCGUACUUGAUACAGUUCAAGAAUAUGUGAAUAAUUUAGGCGAAGAAUCAACGACGGGUACAACAUUAUCUGAGAAAACGCGGGUUACAGAUCUCUUGAAGAAAUUUAAGGAACUGUUAACAAGUUGACAUUGACUUAAAAUUUUGUAUUUCACAAUUUAAUUUAAUUAAAAAUAUACAUAUGAUAUCAUAAUUAUAUAAUUAAAUUUUACAUUGAUU